Messenger RNA from Trichoderma gamsii, 1320 nucleotides. RefSeq names its product cytosolic iron-sulfur protein assembly protein 1. Gene Ontology annotation, molecular function: protein binding. The transcript has a single exon. The coding region runs from base 1 to 1320 and encodes 439 amino acids. Gene Ontology annotation, biological process: iron-sulfur cluster assembly. NCBI's taxonomy places the organism in Eukaryota, Fungi, Ascomycota, Sordariomycetes, Hypocreales, Hypocreaceae. The record is from RefSeq and is a predicted model, not a curated record. Gene Ontology annotation, cellular component: cytosolic [4Fe-4S] assembly targeting complex.
AUGGCCUCUACACACAUUGUCCAGCUGCAGUCGCUCAAGCCUGAUCUCCAUGAACGAGCCUGGGUAUCGAUACCGCAUCCGAGCCUCCCUCUAAUCGCAACCGCCCACGGCAAGAAUGUUACUGUCUUCUCUCUAUCGACUCUUUCUUUCCACAGCGCCUUGACCGAAGGACACGCGCGAUCCAUCCGAAGCGUCGCCUGGAAACCUACGCUGCCGCCGCAUGAGCUGUGCCUCAUCUCAGGCAGCUUCGAUUCUUCCGCCGGCGUCUGGCGCUGGAACAAGGGCAGCGACCAGGACGACGGCGAUAGUCUGGGCCAGGACAUGUCAAGAGGGCCGGCGGGUGACGAGGCUGCCAAGUCUGGCGAAUGGGACUAUAACCUUGUGCUAGAGGGCCAUGAUUCCGAAGUCAAAUGCUGCGCGUUUAAUCCGCCGGGCAACUACCUUGCGACCUGCUCGCGCGACAAGUCCAUCUGGAUAUGGGAGGACAUUGCUAGCUCCGAAUCGGAAGACGACUGGGAGACGAUUGCCGUCCUCAACGAGCACGAGGGAGACGUCAAAGCUGUGGCCUGGUGUCCUGAUGUGCCUGGGCGCAACAGCGUUGGGCAGCGAUACUACAGCGUCGAUGUUCUUGCCAGCGCCAGCUACGAUAACACAGGUCGAAUCUGGCGCGAGGAUUCGGACGGAGAAUGGGUUUGCGUGGCUGUUCUCCAAGGACAUGAAGGCACCGUCUGGGGUGUGGAAUGGGAACCGAAGCCGAGAGAUAAUCGAUUCCCUAGACUCUUGACAUUCUCGGCUGAUGGGACAAUACGUGUGUGGACGCUUGAGCAAGGGCAAGACAACGCUGAUGGGGAGGCCUCAGCGAUGGCUCAGGGCCUGGGCGGUAUUCCAAGCACAAUGCGACGGUCUUUUAGAGAGCAGUGGAACUGCACGGCUGUGCUCCCCAAGGUGCACGACAAGGAUGUAUACUCAGUCACAUGGAGCGCUGAAUCUGGCCUCAUUGCAAGCACGGGGAGUGAUGGUGUGAUUGCUUUAUACAAAGAGGAAGAAGCUGCUGUUCCAUCGAACCCCCCGGCAGUCUCCGAGGCCAACACCUCGGAUAGGAACGCGAGCUUGAAUCACAACAGCUCUGCUGCUGGCGGGCCACAAUGGCAGCUACUGACCACAGUGCCCAGUGCUCAUGGACCAUACGAGAUCAACCACAUCACCUGGUGUAGGCGUUAUGAUGCGGGCUCAACAAGGAAGGGGGAAGAGGAAAUGCUGGUUACAACAGGCGACGAUGGACUCGUUCAAACAUGGCGGGUUGAUGUUGGAUCUUCAUAG